This is a messenger RNA of Stereum hirsutum FP-91666 SS1, 2232 nucleotides long. RefSeq lists its product as uncharacterized. Gene Ontology annotation, molecular function: protein binding. The coding region runs from base 163 to 2079 and encodes 638 amino acids. NCBI's taxonomy places the organism in Eukaryota, Fungi, Basidiomycota, Agaricomycetes, Russulales, Stereaceae. The transcript is spliced from 11 exons. The record is from RefSeq and is a predicted model, not a curated record.
GAUCUCCAUUUAUCGCUCUCAAGAUCUUUAUAGUAUCAAUACAUACCGUUCGUGGUCGGUGGAAUCAGUCACUUUGCUCUCUGGCGUGGAAGGCUCAAAGAAGCUCACCGCUCAAUCGUGAAACACGGAAUCGGACCAGCAGGCAUAGAACACGUUGAAGGGAUGUCAUAUCCAAAGGUAGUAUCAUCAAGCUCGCUAUCGACCUUGUCUCUCGAUAUCAUACAUGAGAUACUUUGCCACCUAACACCUGAUGACCUACUUCGCGUCUCCUGGGUCUCUAAAUCCUUUCACCAGCUACUCACGUCUCGUCAAACUGCCUGGAUCUGGAGAAGGACAUGGGCCAACGUUGGUGACCGUUCUGAUAUAGCUCCCCCGCUCCCUGAAGACAUAUCUGAGCUAGCCUGGACGGUUCUAGUCUUCGGUGGUCCGGGAUGUCAAAUGUGUGACUCAGAGGAUUAUCAGGAAAUUGACUGGGCUCUUCGGAUCCGGGCCUGUCCGCCGUGCACUACCAAAAGUGUUACGUUCUCGGUGCCCAAGUCCACCAUCGGAGUUAUGAGAUUUAUGCCACUCCUUCAAGUCCUUCCGAGAUCGAUGUUUCGUCCUAGGCAUCACCGAUCAAUGUUAUGGCCAAAGGAGGUUUCGCCCUAUUUCCUGAAAAGGGAUGCGGUCAGACUCGCGGAAGAAGUAGAUGCGGUGGCUGCUGGCCUGGAAUCAGAGGAGUUGACAGCCAAACUCGAAGAGCUCAGGAAAGCAAAAGCUCUAGCAUAUGACAAGGUGUUGAAGCAUGCCAAGGCUUGCGUCUACUGGACCGAGCGCGUGGAAAGGGAACAAGAUAGAGUGGAUAAAAUGCGGGAGGCGGAGAAGGCGGAGAGACGACAAGAGAUCACGCAACGCCUUCUUUCUUUGGGAUAUACUCACCGUCAGAUUGCUUCGAGUAAAAUUUGGGCCCGGCAGGAGUUCACGAGCAAAGCUCCCUGGCCCGACAAUUUAUGGACGACUAUCGAGCCCGAACUUGUAACAACACUUGAGGCUGAAGAAGCGGAUCGUAUCGAGCGGAAGCGUCAAGCAGCCUUGCGUCACCGGGAAGAAGUCCUGGAGAGUCAAUAUCGAAGUCUCCUGCUCCACAAGCCGCCUCGCUCCCUUGCCCUCUAUCCUCAACCUCACGAGCUGCGAGAGAUAUCAUUUCGUAUCGCUUCAAUUUGCGAUAUUCCCACCCUUCCUGAAGAAGAAGAAGACUUCUCUGCUGAAGUUAGGAACGUGAUCCUCCAGAUGUUUCCGGCGAGCAUCAAGCACUGGGCCGGUGAGCGCAAGAGCAAAAUCAUGUCGACACUUGUACCUCCGUCUUCUGCUGGCCCGCUUGCCAUCGCUUGUGGGACGUUCGAUGUCCCCUUCGAACUCACCCUCGCGAAAAAUGUGUACACAGCUGAGGCGAAUCCAGAGACCCCUCUGUUUGGCGCUGAAAUUUUUGCCUACCGCCAUAAUGGGCAUGAGCUAGACGAACCAUCUUCAAGCUCUUCCUUGUCGGCGCUGAACAUUCCAAGGUUGAACAAGGCCGCUCAGCGUGCUGUUCUUGCGUUGUUAGAAUUGUGCGGAUUGGAUGGAGCGACGACGACCACGCAGCAAUUGGAUCAUCUACAUGACCGGUUCGUGUGUGAGGCCUGUGAUGUACAAGAUGCGAAGCUGCAGACAGAGGAAUUGAGAGGGUCGAUUGGCUUCCUGGACUUUGAUUUUACGGGGCGGCGCGCAAGGCACUGGAGGGACGCUUUGGACCAUCAGCUGCGGAUACUCCCUGGACACGACUUUCCUCGAUUCACGCGGAUUACAGAUGAGAGGGACCAAGGGCCAAGCAUUGUUGAAUUGUUGGCCGGCGUCCAUUACUGUGAACAUCUAUGGGGGUGCGGACAUUGCACCGUGCAUAUUUCACAGGGAGAAGGCGGUUUUGGGUCGUGGAUGGAACGAGCCCAAGUUAUUCGGCAUCUGAGAGAUAGCCAUGGUUUGGGCACACGCGAGCCUGUGGACGGAUUGGACAUUUAUUAUAACCCCUCGUUCCCGAAGUCAGAGAUGAUUCGGGGACUCUGAUGAGGCCGAGAAUGCGGGCUCUUGGACUCUUAGAAGAAAUGUAUUGGCGACAAUGCGAAGUAACAUGCUGCUUGCCACGGCCUCAUUGUCUGCAGAUCUCUAUCGUACUCUCUUCUUCUGGAUACAUAGCUUCAUAAUAUAUGUGACAUGCGC